Messenger RNA from Symbiodinium sp. CCMP2456, 2078 nucleotides. Lineage: Eukaryota; Dinophyceae; Suessiales; Symbiodiniaceae. The record is from the annotation of a GenBank genome assembly.
GAGCUGCAGCCGAAGAACCAUCGCCGCCCCCUGCCAGCGAAGGCAAUGCGGCACCCAAGACGGAGCUCGACGCAGCUGAUUUGGAGGACACCGACGACGAGUCCGAGAACGACGGCCUCGUCGACGACGGCUCCUCGGACGACUCGGAAGAUGAUGCGCCCAGAAACAGGAUCGGCAACGUCCCCCUUGAGUGGUACAAAGACGAAGACCAUGUGGGCUACGACAUUGCCGGAGAGAAAGUGAUGAGGACGCUGUCGACCGGUGAGAUUGAUGCCCUCUUGGAGAGCAAGGACAACCCAGAUGCGUGGCGCACCGUGAAGGACCACAAGAAUCAGAGAGAGGUGGUCCUGACCGAUACAGACCUGGAGAUCAUUCGGCGGAUACGUUCAAGGAUGUACCCGAGCGCAGCCACAGACACGACUGAAAUGGUUGAGUUUGACAACCCAGAGGCCAGAAUACAUCCCGAGCGAAAAGCACAUCCACCCAAAGCCCGAUUCCUUCCGUCGAAGUGGGAGCGCAUGAAGGUGAAGAGACUUGUCGCGCUGCUCCGAGAGGGCAAGAUCAGGCCUCCGCCACCUCCAGCCCCCGAAGUCUUCGACCUCUGGGCGGACGAGCCGGAGACGCGCCGGCGUCGCGCGCCACCGCCUUUGCCUGCUCCGAAGAUGGCUUUGCCGGGCCAUGCGGAGUCCUACAACCCGCCGCCAGAAUACCUCUUUACGGAGGAAGAGAAAAAGGAAUGGGAAGAGACAUUCGAAGAGGAGAGGGCCAUCACGCAUCUGCCUCAAAAGUACGACGCGCUUCGUCGCGUCCCGGGCUACAAGGACUUCAUCGUGGAACGCUUCAAGAGGUGUCUGGACCUGUACUUGGUGCCCCGUGCCUUGAAGCAGCGGAUGAACGUGGAUCCAGAGAGCCUGCUGCCAAAGCUUCCGAGCCCUAAGGACCUUCGCCCAUUCCCGACACACAUCGCCGUGGCAUACGAGGGCCACUCUGGUAUGGUAAGAGCCGUGGCUGUCGAGGCUACCGGCCGAUACCUGGCGACCGCAUCCUCCGACGAAACGCUGCGAAUUUGGGAGGUGGCAACCGGGCGGCCGAUCCGGUCUCUGAAAUUCAGCAGUUCUGUCACGGCAGUCGCCUGGAAUCCACGACAUUUGCUCCUGAGCGUCGCAGCGGAAGAGAACGUCUUCUUUGUGGAUCCGGGCCUGCAGCUGAUACCGAAGGACACGCCGGAGGAUGCCGAGGAGGUGCCAGCGACGGUGACGUCAAUGCUGGAAUUCAAGGAGGCCGCAGGCGUUAAGCCGGUCUCAGACGGUAACGAGGACGAGGAGGCCAAAGAGGGAGCCAAGGCCCGGGCAGUUCGCUGGCACCGAGUCUUGCCCGACUCCGAACUCUACAAAGUGGGUUGCAGGUUGAGUAUCGCCACCGACGGCGAUGUGCAGUUCUUGGUCUGGCAUCACAAAGGGAAUUACUGCGCGGCGGUAAGCCCGAAGGCCAGAGCAACCUCGAAUCAGUGCAUCAUCCACGCGCUGAACCAGCAGAAGUCCAUGCGACCAUUUGCCAAGCUCCGGGGUGGGCAGCAGGUGCAGAGCUGCGCCUUCCACCCCACGAAGCCCCAUUUCCUCGUGGCCACGAUGCGGAGCGUCCGAAUAUACGACUUGCAGAAGCAAACUCAGCUGAAGCAGCUCAUCAGUGGUGCGAAGUGGAUCUCAUCGGUCACGGUGCACCCGACUGGUGAUCAUGUUGUCGUUGGAUCCUACGACAGAAGGGUGGUGUGGUGGGACCUGGAUUUUGCGAAGACGCCAUACAAGACGCUGCAGUAUCACGACAAGGCAGUGCGUUGCGCGACGUUCCAUCCUGGGCGAUUCCCACUCCUUGCGGCUUGCUCCGACGAUGCCACCGUCAGCAUCCUUCACGCCAAGGUUUUCUCGGACCUCAUGCAAAGCCCCAUGAUCGUGCCGGUGAAGCGCCUGAGGGACCACAUGGUCAAUCAGGGCUUCGGCGUCCUUGCCUGUGCCUGGCAUCCUCAUCAGCCUUGGCUUUUCACGGCCGGCUCUGAUGGCCGCGUCUACCUUUGGGCGUGA